Plasmodium coatneyi is the source of this 1461-nucleotide messenger RNA. RefSeq lists its product as uncharacterized. The record is from RefSeq and is a predicted model, not a curated record. The transcript has 2 exons. Bases 1 to 1461 code for a protein of 486 amino acids. NCBI's taxonomy places the organism in Eukaryota, Apicomplexa, Aconoidasida, Haemosporida, Plasmodiidae.
AUGGUUUCGUUCUCCCUGUUCAUUUUCACCUUGAGCUUUUUGGAAUAUAAGCAACUCUUCCAACAGUAUGGAUACGAAAAUGCAGUGGACGCAAGAGGAAGAACUCACCGAUUGCUAGCCGAAGUGCAGCAAAUGGAUGCAGUAGAGAGUUAUGAGUCUAAUGAGUUCCUCCCCAUGGACUCAUCACCACAAGGGUAUUCAGCCGAAUCAACUGGUGACGAAAUGGACGAAGAAGAUAAACUCUUCUCCUCUGCAGUAAAAUAUGACGGAAAAAAAUCAGAUGCCCUAAGUAGCGAAGUAAUAUACAAAAAAGAGGAAGGAGAAACUAUUGUAGACGCAAUAAAGUAUGGAGAAGAAUACAACGUAGAAGAUGACGUAGCAGUAAAGUAUGGAGAAGAAUACAACGUUGAAGAUGAUGUAGCCGUUAAGUACCCCAAAAAAGAAAAAAAACAACAAAUUGAAUUGGGGGCUAUCUUAUUUAAAAAGAAAGACCUCAAAAAAAACCAACUAGAUAAAUUACCCAUUAAAAAAAAAGGAAAAGAAAUAAACGAAGCGGUUUAUUAUGUCCAACCAGAACAUGGAAAAGCCAUAUCAAAAGUAUCCCUAGAGUUUUCUGUAAAAGAAAAAGACGGAUGCAAAUAUCCAACCGUCAGUAGAGCCAUCGGUGAUUCCCCCAAAGUUACACCCAUACCAAAGCAGCUAGCCAAGAGAAGCGCUAAGGAAAUAUUCUAUUCUUUAAUAAAACAUACUCCGGAAAAAAUAUCGGAAAAUAAAUACUACAUUAUUAGGGAUUAUGAGGAUAAAGAAGGAGAAAGCUACUUUAUCACCAAAGAGAAUGAAAAAGAAAAAGAACCCAAGAACUGCAUCCUUAGAAAAAGGAAGAAAGAAAAGAAAGAGAAGAAAUCCAAAAAGGAGGAGCAGAAGCAGCAAUUAGAAGAGAAGGAAGCCGAAGACAUAGACAGCCCUAUCUCCCCUAGAUGUGCAGACUGUGAAGAGACCGAUAGAGACCCGAACAUCGUCCCGCUAAUCGAAGAAGAGACGGAAGAAGCUUCCCUACUGUGGGACAUUUUACCAGUGGUGCUGCACGAGAGGGAAGUAGCUGUACAGGGGGAAGAAGCGGAACAGAACUAUGACCACCCUGAAGAGGACAGCGAAAAUUCUGAAGAAGAAAAAUAUUCUGAUGAUGAAAAGGAAGAAGAAGUGAAAGAGGUAGUGAAGGAGGAGGUGAAGGAGGAAGUGAAGGAGGAAGUGAAAGAGGAAGUAAAGGAGGAAGUAUACCCCCAGGAGGAGUCGAUAGUAGAGCAUAACGACGAACGCGAAGAAAAAGCUUCUAUUGAAAGAGAAGUAUAUCCUGGAGGAAGGGAAGAAGAAUGGAAAAAAUGGGAAUUGAAAUUGAGAGGGAAGAAGAUCCUGAAACAGAAAUAUUUGAUGAAACAGCAGUUUCUACUGAAUGGGAAGUAG